UUCACUUCAUUCAUUUGUGUAUGUGGCAGCUGUGGGUGCAUUGUUCAUAUUUAUUACAAUAAAAUUAAACGUACCAAUUUAUCAUAAAAAGCUUCAUGUAGAAUCAAAAUUAAAUAGCUUCGCAGUUUUUAAAGAACGCUGCUUAGGUGAUAUCGUUUAAUUUGUGUUAAAUAAAGCCGCAGCCAUGGCGCAAGUUUUGCCGAUACGUUUUCAGGAGCAUUUACAGCUCACAAGCAUAGGGAUCAACCCAGCUUCAAUAUCAUUCAACACUCUCACCAUGGAGUCUGACAAGUUCAUCUGCGUCAGAGAGAAGGUUGGAGACACAUCUGAAGUUGUGAUCAUCGAUAUGGCAGAUCCCACCAACCCCAUACGUAGACCUAUCAGCGCCGACUCGGCCAUCAUGAAUCCCGCCAGCAAAGUCAUCGCUCUAAAGGGAAAGGCUGGAGUGGAAGCAGCGCAAAAGACCCUCCAGAUAUUCAACAUAGAGAUGAAGUCCAAGAUGAAGGCUCACACGAUGACCGAAGAUGUGGUCUUCUGGAAGUGGAUCUCACCCAACACCCUGGCUCUGGUUACCAAGAUGUCAGUCUACCAUUGGUCCAUGGAGGGGGAUUCCACUCCGGUGAAGAUGUUCGACAGACAUUCCUCGCUGGCCGAGUGCCAGAUCAUCAACUAUAGGACAGACCCCAAGCAACAGUGGCUGCUGCUAGUCGGUAUAUCCGCCCAGCAGAACCGCGUAGUGGGAGCGAUGCAGCUCUACUCGGUAGAGCGCAAGUGUUCCCAGCCCAUAGAGGGUCACGCGGCGUCCUUCGCGACCUUCAAGGCGGAGGGCAACGCGGAGCCAUCGACGCUGUUCUGUUUCGCCGUCCGCACCGCUCAGGGGGGGAAGCUGCAUAUUAUUGAGGUGGGCCAGACGCCAGCCGGCAACCAGCCCUUCCCCAAGAAAGCAGUUGACGUGUUCUUCCCCGCAGAAGCCCAGAACGACUUCCCGGUGGCCAUGCAGGUGUCGCCAAAGUACGACGUGAUCUACCUCAUCACGAAGUAUGGGUACAUUCACAUGUACGACAUCGAGACGGGGACGUGCAUAUACAUGAACCGGAUCUCGUCGGACACCAUCUUUGUGACUGCACCACAUGAGGCGAUCGGCGGUAUCAUUGGUGUGAACCGCAAGGGACAGGUCCUCUCGGUUACUGUGGAAGAAGAGUCCAUAGUGCCGUACAUAAACACGGUACUGCAAAACCCGGAGCUCGCUCUACGUCUGGCAGUGAGGAACAACCUGGCUGGAGCAGAGGAGCUGUUUGUGAGGAAGUUCAACAUGCUCUUCACUAAUGGACAAUAUGCUGAGGCUGCCAAGGUGGCAGCCAUGGCCCCGCGCGGGAUCCUCCGCACGCCGCAGACAAUCCAGCGGUUCCAGCAGGUGCCGACUCAGCCGGGCCAGACGUCGCCCUUGCUCCAGUACUUCGGCAUACUGCUGGACCAGGCGCAGCUCAACAAGUUCGAGUCGCUGGAGCUCUGCCGCCCCGUGCUGCUGCAAGGUCGCAAGCAACUCCUCGAGAAGUGGCUCAAGGAAGAGAAGCUGGAGUGCUCCGAGGAGCUGGGUGACCUGGUGAAGCAGGUGGACCCCACCCUGGCGCUGUCGGUGUACCUACGAGCCAACGUCGCCAGCAAGGUCAUACAGUGUUUCGCCGAAACUGGACAGUUCCAGAAAAUUGUGUUAUACGCUAAGAAGGUCGGAUACACACCUGACUACAUCUAUCUGCUGCGUUCCGUGAUGCGCACGAACCCCGAGCAAGGCGCCGGGUUCGCUGGUAUGCUCGUCGCCGAAGAUCCGCCCCUGGCCGACAUCCAGCAGAUAGUGGAUGUCUUCAUGGAACAGAACAUGGUGCAGCAGUGCACCGCCUUCCUGCUAGAUGCCCUGAAGAAUAACAGGCCCGAGGAAGGACCGUUACAGACUAGACUGUUGGAAAUGAACCUUAUGUCGGCGCCGCAAGUGGCUGACGCGAUCCUCGGCAACGGCAUGUUCACGCACUACGACCGCGCGCACGUCGCCCAGCUGUGUGAGAAGGCGGGGCUGCUCCAACGCGCGUUGGAGCACUACACCGAUCUGUACGACAUCAAGCGUGCUGUGGUACACACUCAUCUUCUGUCAGCGGACUGGCUCGUUAGCUACUUCGGAACCCUCUCAGUUGAAGACUCAUUGGAGUGUUUGAAAGCCAUGCUGACGGCGAACAUUCGGCAGAACCUGCAGAUCUGCGUGCAGAUCGCGACCAAAUAUCACGAACAGUUGACGACCAAGGCUCUCAUUGAGCUGUUUGAAAGCUUCAAAACUUACGAGGGCCUGUUCUACUUCCUCGGUUCCAUUGUCAACUUUAGCCAGGAUCCAGAAGUUCAUUUCAAGUAUAUUCAGGCCGCUUGCAAGACCGGACAGAUAAAGGAGGUGGAGAGAAUAUGUCGCGAGUCCAACUGCUACAAUGCUGAGCGCGUUAAGAACUUCCUGAAGGAGGCCAAGCUGCCCGACCAGCUGCCGCUGAUCAUCGUGUGCGACAGAUUCGACUUCGUACACGACCUAGUACUGUACCUGUAUAGGAACAGCCUGCAGAAGUACAUUGAGAUAUAUGUGCAGAAGGUAAACCCAUCACGCUUACCAGUCGUUAUUGGUGGGCUUCUUGAUGUGGACUGCGCAGAGGACAUAAUCAAGAACUUGAUCUUGGUGGUGCGUGGACAGUUCUCUACUGAUGAGCUGGUAGCCGAGGUUGAGAAGAGAAAUAGGUUGAAGCUGCUCCUGCCAUGGCUCGAGACCAGAGUCCACGAAGGUUGCAACGAGCCGGCUACGCACAACGCGCUCGCUAAGAUCUACAUCGACUCCAACAACAACCCCGAGAGAUUCCUCAAGGAGAACCAGUGGUACGACUCACGCGUCGUGGGCCGCUACUGCGAGAAGCGCGACCCGCACCUGGCGUGCGUGGCUUACGAGCGCGGGCAGUGCGACCGCGAGCUGAUCGCCGUAUGCAACGACAACUCGCUGUUCAAGACGCAGGCACGGUACCUCGUCCGCCGCCGCGACCAGGAUCUCUGGCUGGAGGUGCUGUCGGAAGACAACCCCUUCAAGAGGCAGUUGAUUGACCAGGUCGUCCAAACCGCUCUCUCGGAGACCCAAGACCCGGAAGACAUCUCGGUGACGGUGAAGGCGUUCAUGACGGCGGAUCUGCCCAACGAGCUCAUUGAGUUGCUGGAGAAAAUCGUGCUCGACAACUCUGUCUUCUCCGACCACAGGAACCUCCAGAACCUGCUUAUACUCACAGCGAUCAAGGCGGACCGCACCCGCGUGAUGGAGUACAUCAACCGGCUGGACAACUACGACGCGCCCGACAUCGCCAACAUCGCCAUCAACAACGAACUCUACGAGGAGGCCUUCGCCAUUUUCAAGAAGUUCGACGUCAACACCUCCGCUAUACAAGUACUGAUCGAGCAAGUGAAAGACCUGAAACGCGCGUACGAAUUCGCCGAGCGAUGCAACGAGCCGGGGGUGUGGUCUCAACUCGCCAAAGCACAGCUGCAACAGGGUCUGGUUAAAGAGGCCAUCGACUCCUACAUCAAGGCCGAUGACCCGUCUGCGUAUAUGGAUGUAGUCGACACCGCGUCCAAGGAACAGUCCUGGGAAGAUCUCGUCCGCUAUCUACAGAUGGCGCGCAAGAAGGCACGCGAGUCUUACAUCGAGUCGGAGCUGAUAUACGCGUACGCUCGCACCGGCCGCCUCGCCGAUCUCGAGGAGUUCGUGUCGGGGCCCAACCACGCCGACAUACAGAAGAUCGGAGACAGGUGCUUCGACGACAAGAUGUACGACGCUGCCAAGUUGCUGUACAACAAUGUCAGCAACUUCGCGCGACUUGCCAUCACGCUGGUGCACCUUAAGGAGUUCCAAGGCGCCGUGGAUAGCGCCCGCAAGGCGAACUCUACCCGCACGUGGAAGGAGGUGUGCUUCGCGUGCGUCGACGCGGGCGAGUUCAGGCUCGCGCAGAUGUGCGGUUUACACAUCGUCGUGCACGCUGAUGAGUUGGAGGACCUUAUUAACUACUACCAGGACCGCGGUCACUUCGACGAGCUGAUUAGCCUGCUGGAGGCGGCACUGGGGUUGGAGCGCGCGCACAUGGGCAUGUUCACCGAGCUCGCCAUCCUCUACUCCAAGUUCAAGCCGGCCAAGAUGCGCGAACAUCUCGAGCUGUUCUGGUCCCGUGUUAAUAUUCCCAAGGUGCUACGCGCAGCGGAACAGGCGCACCUAUGGUCGGAGCUCGUGUUCCUGUACGACAAAUACGAGGAGUACGACAACGCCGCUCUCACCAUGAUGCAGCACCCCACGGAGGCGUGGCGAGAAGGACACUUCAAGGACAUUAUCACUAAGGUGGCGAACAUGGAACUAUACUACAAAGCUAUCCAGUUCUAUGUGGACUACAAACCGCUGCUACUCAACGACCUGCUAUUGGUGCUCGCGCCCCGCAUGGACCACACACGCGCCGUCGCCUUCUUCACUAAGGCCAAACAUCUGCAGCUGGUGAAGGCCUACCUCCGCUCCGUGCAGAGUCUCAACAAUAAGGCAGUGAACGAGGCCCUCAACUCCUUGCUCAUUGAUGAGGAGGAUUACCAGGGACUGAGGACAUCGAUCGACGCGUUUGACAACUUCGACACGAUCGCGCUCGCCCAGCAGCUGGAGAAACACGAGCUCACAGAGUUCAGACGGAUCGCCGCGUACCUGUACAAAGGCAACAACAGAUGGAAGCAGAGCGUGGAGCUGUGCAAGAAGGACGCGCUAUACGCGGACGCCAUGGAGUAUGCGGCGGAGUCGCGCCAGCCCGAGGUCGCUGAGGAGCUGCUGGACUGGUUCCUGCAGAGAGAUAACUACGAGUGCUUCUCCGCGUGCCUCUACCAGUGUUAUGACCUACUGAAACCAGAUGUUGUUAUCGAAUUGGCGUGGAGGCACAACAUUAUGGACUUCGCUAUGCCGUACCUUAUUCAGACCGUACGUGAACUAACAACUAAAGUGGAGAAAUUAGAAGAGGCGGACGCCAAACGAAGCACGGAGAGCGCCGAGCAGGAGGCCAAGCCCGCCAUGAUCAUGGAACCCCAGCUCAUGUUGACAGCAGGACCGUCAAUGCAGUACCCAGGAGUUGUCCCGCCGCAGGCGUCGCCAUACGCGUACGCCGCGCAGGCGCCGUCGCCCGCCCCCUACCACGGCUACGGCAUGUAGGGAACCGCCGCCCCCAAGUGGGGUUACGCUCACUUCUGAGCGACCGGCGACUGACGCCGCAACCGGCCACCGCCGCUACCGCAACCUAACGCGACAACGCUCGUUUUUAAUCUCAGUCAGUA
Aricia agestis (brown argus) is the source of this 5361-nucleotide messenger RNA. It is a transcript of the gene Chc, whose product is annotated as clathrin heavy chain. The record is from RefSeq and is a predicted model, not a curated record. The transcript is spliced from 30 exons. Gene Ontology annotation, cellular component: clathrin-coated endocytic vesicle; clathrin coat of trans-Golgi network vesicle; clathrin complex. Gene Ontology annotation, molecular function: clathrin light chain binding; structural molecule activity. Lineage: Eukaryota; Metazoa; Arthropoda; Insecta; Lepidoptera; Lycaenidae. The coding region runs from base 185 to 5239 and encodes 1684 amino acids. Gene Ontology annotation, biological process: receptor-mediated endocytosis; intracellular protein transport.